Magallana angulata is the source of this 4847-nucleotide messenger RNA. RefSeq lists its product as uncharacterized. Gene Ontology annotation, molecular function: zinc ion binding; cysteine-type peptidase activity; DNA-binding transcription factor activity. Gene Ontology annotation, biological process: proteolysis. The record is from RefSeq and is a predicted model, not a curated record. The coding region runs from base 136 to 4377 and encodes 1413 amino acids. NCBI's taxonomy places the organism in Eukaryota, Metazoa, Mollusca, Bivalvia, Ostreida, Ostreidae. The transcript is spliced from 28 exons.
GGCAACCCAGAAAGUAACAAUUGAAUCGUCAUAUAUGAUGUUGCACCAAUAUUUAAUUGAUUUUUGUGACCUUUAUUUCGAAAGUCGUUAUCAUGCACACCAUGCACACAUGUAGUGUAAAAUUACAGUAGUGGUAUGGCAGAAGCUCCGCUUCACGUUGUUGUUGCAUCCCUGGAAGACGCCGAAAAACGGAUAAAUGAAUUCGAAGUUGAAACAGUAACUAGUUUCACUGUUUUCCGUCGUAAUAAGGGAUUCAGAGAGGUCUUCACAGACUUAGGUAAACACAGAGUGAAGUGGGAGGAUGUGAGUCGUGGGGAAGGACCAAAAAUUCAGUAUAAUGGAACCCCAUUCAUAAUAUUAGGUUGGGAUGUAAGAGAGUGCCAGUUUGGACCUGACAGAAAUGUGACGAAAAAGCUAAAGUAUCAGUUGGAAAAGACCGUGGAAGGAAAAAAAGACCAUUCCUACAUACAAAAAGGCAGGACGUUGGUUCAAAACACAAAGAAGCAGGAUUGUCCUGCAAGAAUUCACUUAAAAAGAAUAUGUGUUUUUCCAGAAUAUAAGAUCAAUGGCCCAGACUCCAUCUGGAAAAGAAAAGACCAGUCGCGAAGACUGAAAACUGAUCUUGAGAAUAAAAAAGAUCCAGUGACAUGGGAAGAGGAGAUCCAUAUUCUUUUUCCCUCUCUGGAUGAUCAUAGGAACCAUGUUACUGGACAACUUGCAGGGAUUUGUCAGCCUAUUGACAAAGUAAUUAAAAAGAAAAUUCAAUGUCUAAUGGAUGAGGGUGUCACCAAAGUAGCUGAAAUGAAGCGUCACAUUAAGAGCUUCAGUAAAAAAGAUCUUGGAAAUACAUCUACCCAGAAUAGACGCUUCUAUCCAUUAGAUAAAGACAUUAGAAAUGUGAUGGAUUCCUAUAAAAAUCAAACAAGAUUUUCAAAGGAUGAUAAAGAAAAUCUUGAGUUGUUGUUAGAAGAAUAUAAGUCUGUGAAUGACAAAGACAGUUUCUACCUUGAUAUCUCUGAAACUGAAGAUUUCCUAUUUGUUGGCCAAACAGAAUGGCAAAAAAGAUUACUCAAUAUGUAUGGUCAAGAAAUCUGUUUGUUGGAUGCAACCUAUAAAACAACAAAAUAUGACCUGCCAGCAUUCUUUGUGUGUGUUAACACCAAUGUUGGUUACACCAUUGUUGGCUGCUUCAUUACUGCAAAUGAAACAAAGAAUUCAAUAAUGAGAGGUCUGCAGUAUUUUAAGGACUGGAAUGUAAAUUGGCAUCCCAAAUAUUUUAUGACUGAUUUCGAUACAUCUGAAAUUAGUGCUAUAGAGGAAACUUUUGAAGGUAAAAAGAUGGUGUAUAUUCAGUACAAUGCAAGAAGCUUGGAUUCUUGUAAAGCCUACAUCACCAGCAUUCCAAGUUUUUUGAAAAAUAGACCAAGAAUGCUUGUAGGACACUGUGUGAAAAGAAUGCCUCCUCAAGUACUGGUGAUACCAGGGGAAAACAUAAGAGAGAGGUCAUCUGGAAACUUUCAGGUGAAGAGUGUGGAUUCUGGAAGUGUGUAUGAUAUUAAUCUAGAAACACCAUGUCCAUCCUGCACUUGUUAUGACUGGCAGAAAUAUCACCUGCCAUGCAAGCACAUGCUUGCAGUAUUUCACAAUUAUCCGAGCUGGGACUGGGACUUUUUACCAGCUGAGUACCGGGAUGCCCCCCACUUUAAUCUUGACUUUGAAAUUUUGGAGUCCAUUCCGAAUUUUGAGUCAAAAAUUAAACAAUCAUGUCCAGUAGAAACAUCUCCAGAAAUUCCAGUACAUGUAUCUCCAGAUGAAAGACCCAACAGUUGCACAGAUGCAGAAGAAAGAGAAAGCCGGUUAACAGAUGCCCCAUCAAACACCAAAGACUGGCUUCAGUGCAGAGAGCUGGUUAAACAAAUUCAAGGCAGCAUAAUGAAUGUUUGUGGACUCAAUAUCAGCAACAUUGUUCAACAACUGAAACAAGUUGCUAAUGUAUUAAAGGAAAUUGAGCCAAAGGAUGAUGACCUUCCUGUAAUAAUGACACCAAAACGAAAAAGGAUCAGAAACAUGGAUGAUGUCUCACAUAAGAGAAGAAAAGUUUCAAAUUUGCCAAGGCCCAAAAAAAUAAAAUCAAGGAAGCAGAAAGCAAAGACAACAAACAUAUCGCUAAAAGAUGUCUGUACCCCAUCUGAAACUGAUGUCCAUAUGUCUGAAGAAUAUCAAGAUUUAACUACAACGGCAAAAGAUGAAAUACAGCUUCAAAAAGAAGUGAACAAAAUCUGGGAUCAGGCUGAAAGAACAGGUUAUGUCAUGGCAAGGUGUGGUGAUACUAACCUAACUGAUGAGGACAUCAUCUCAUUGAAGGGGAAUAACUGGUUGACUGACCAAGUCAUUGACGCAUGUUUGGGGGCCAUUGCCGAGGCAGAAACAGACAAGGGAAACAAAGUCUAUAAAAUGGUCACUUCAACAAUGACAUCUAUAUUGGAUGGACAUUGUCUUCAAAAGAUGCAUUUAAGAGAUGUUCAGUUACAUGGCUAUCAAGUAAUAAUUGGGGCUUAUUUCCAAGAGAUGGGACAUUGGGACCUUGUGGUAAUAGAGCCAAUGACAAGAACUAUAUUCUUCUAUAAUCCUCUUGGUGAGACCCUUCCACAGAAGAUGCACAUACAAGAAAAUUGGAGCCAUUUCUUCAACAGAAGAAUAAGUCUUGGGCUGGAGGUAGGCAAGUCAGGGGAGAAAUGGACUCUUAAAACUGUUCCUCACACAAAACAGCUGGAUGGGCAUAAUUGUGGUGUAUAUAUAAUUCUGUUUUGUGAAAGAUAUUUUACAAAAGAGAGUAUUUCAAACAUUACUAGUGAAGAACUGAGGAAUACCAGGGUGAGGCUUGCUAAUAAGCUGUUGAUGUACCAAGUAUACAUCAAAGACAAAUGUCCAGCAUGUGGAUUUCAAAUGAAACAAAGGCAAAAUAAGAUAACUUGUAGACAGUGUGACAGGAAAUUUCACAAGUUGCCACAUUGUGUUGGAGAAUCUCUUCAAGGGGAUGGUUUCGAGCAUUUUACCUGCAGGCAAUGUCUUGCCUGUGUGAGAGAGACAGUGUCAGAAGAUAGUGUUACCAUGAAGGUUCCUCAAGCAAAAAAUGUAAACCAGAUGCAUAGCACAGAUAUUCAAGAAAACAGAAAAACAUUUGAUAUACUCCAAAUUUUCAAGGACGCUGUGUUUAAAUCAGAUUUCUCUGAGAAAGACUGUGAAGAUUUGAUGGACGCAAUGCAACAUUGUGGCUGGAAUAGCAUCACAAGGGCAGCAGAGGAAGUGGGUGCUAAAAUUCCAGCAUUACCUAAUAAUGUCCAAACCAAAUUUCAUGGAUACAAAUGUUUGGGUGACUUUGGUGAUGGAUAUAUAAGUCUCCUUCCAGCAUCAAUUCGGAAAAAUGAUAUGUGUCCUUUGGAUACAGGAUGUUCUCCUUCGGAAAGUUUAUUUGCCUCCAUUAGUAUCUUACUAUGGGGAAAUGUCUACAAGAGGCAGUUUCUUAAACUUGCUGUUGUUUGCUCUGAAAUCAGACACUGUCCGGAUAAAAAAAAUCUAAUAUGGAAGGCAAUAAAUUCAACAUCCACAAAAGAUACUGAAGAUAUGUGGAAGAUGCAUUUGAAAAACCUUGCUUCUAUCACGCAGCACAAUAUCAUUGUCUAUACCAACAGUGGGUCAGAAAUAUAUUCCAGUGAGGAAAGACAGGUCUUUUCUCAUCAUUUCCCAUUACUGUUGAUAACACUGAAAGGAGCUUCCAGCAUGUCAUAUUUGCCAUUGGUUGAAAGUUUUUUUGUUGGUAGAGGACGUAGAUUUUAUGAGAAAUGUGGAGCCACUGCAUUUGGGGUGUGCCAGGGAGAUUUUGGGGAAAAAAUAUCUUGCACUCUCUGUGGCCAAAACUAUCAUAGGCAUUGCAUUGAAAUAGAUGAUGAGCCUGCAUACUGUGGAUGCCAUAUUCAAAUGCCAUUCAAGCUUAAAGAUCUAUCAUUUUAUCAGAGUGACAAGGAUGUUCAUAAAGUCCUAAAGAAAAUAGACAUACAGGAACUGAUCAGGUCAAUAGAAAGUGGGGAAAAGCUAUCAUUUAGAAUGGAGAUAACCAAAGGCAAACACUCUCGGAGGAAACAGUGGCUUAUAGAAAAAAAUAAAAGUAUCAUGGCCUUGUCAGAAAAGAUGAUUGAUUUCCUUACCAGCAAGGUAAAGAAAACUGCACACUGCUGUGGGAGAUAUGUAAAUUAUGCACUUGACAUUUACAUUCCAGAGAUUUUGAUAAAAGUUAUUCAAAACCAGGAAACAGUUAAUAGAUUCCAAGCUGAAUUAAUCAUGGAUGAAUUACCAAUAUCUGUCCCAGAUGUGCAAUGAGAACAGAAGCAGUAAUGGCAGUAGUGUCUAAUAUAUGUCAGUAUAAAAGAUUGAUGACAUAAUUGAAACUAUACAUAUCUGUACAUGAUGUAUAAUGAAAUAGUAUUUGAUGUUGGAAGGUAACUAUGUCUAUAUACGUGUUAACCUACCUGUACCUGAUGUGAAAUGAGAGAGUAUUUGAUGAAGGUAUAUGCCAAUGUGUAUAAAAGUGUUAACCUACCUGUACCUGAUGUGAAAUGAGAGAGUAUUUGAUGUAGGUAUAUGCCAAUGUCUGUAUAAGUGUUAACCUACCUGUACCUGAUGUGAAAUGAGAGAGUAUUUGAUGAAGCUCUAUGCCAAUGUCUGUAUAAGUGUUAACCUACCUGUACCUGAUGUGAAAUGAGAGAGUAUUUGAUGAAGCUCUAUGCCAAUGUCUGUAUAAGUGUUAACCUACCUGUACCUGAUGUGAAAUGAGAGAGUAUUUGAUGUAG